Molecule: messenger RNA, 6218 nt
Organism: Pyricularia grisea
Lineage: Eukaryota; Fungi; Ascomycota; Sordariomycetes; Magnaporthales; Pyriculariaceae
Exons: 5
Coding region: 348-5660 (1770 amino acids)
Biological process (GO): mitotic spindle organization; microtubule-based movement
Molecular function (GO): microtubule motor activity; ATP binding; microtubule binding
Source: RefSeq, a predicted model, not a curated record
CUGAGACCGAACCAGAAAAAGCUCACAUCCCGAAGGCUAACGGCUUCGCGCACAGGACUCGAGAGCGGAGAACCCGGGACUGCCUAGGGUUUGGGCUAUCAAUUAACCUGGGGUCUGCACUCAGUCUUUUUUCGUGUUCCUGACUGCCCGUCCAGCACAUAUGCGAUCGCCGGCUUUAGGAGGACUCUGAAAAUCCUCGGCGCUAUUCUACCGCCUCGACGCCCACUGGCCCCAGCUAUAGUGGUAGCACAGUAAUUGCCCCUGGGCCUUAGAUUACAAGCGAACCAAACCAAACCAGCGCCGCCGCUCGUCUUUUCGCCAGCAACCCGGGACAAUAAAAGGGACACAUGGAGUCCCCUUUCUCGCCCGGCACGCCGGGCGCGGCCAGUUCACCACCAAACUCGCCGCCAGGACCGACAUCGUAUCAACGACCACUCAGCGCGAUGGUGCGAUCUGCCCCGAGAAGCAAUAGUCGCCUCAGCACUAGCAGCAAACUCGGUGGCGGAAGUAGGGCUUCCGAUGAUGAUGCGAGGACAUCUGUCAGAGUCGCUGUUAGGAUUCGACCGCCAUUAAAACCGACGGAUCCAGGCUUCGACUUGAUCCCGCAAAGAUUCCAGCGGUCUAUGGUCCAGGUGACAUCAAACACGAGCCUUACCAUCGAUGCACCACAAGGGAGAAAACUUUUCGUCUUUGAUCGUGUUUUUGGCCCAGAAAUCAACCAGGAGGGAAUAUGGGACUAUUUGGCGGACAGUGUCAACGCCUUCGUUCAAGGCUACAAUGUGUCCCUUUUGGCUUACGGCCAGUCGGGUGCCGGCAAGUCGUACACCAUGGGAACGGCCGUUCCAACCGACCAGGACGAUUUAGAAUUGACAGGCGUCAUUCCUCGCGCCGCAACUGCGUUGUUCGAGAAGCUUGAUGGUACUGGCCUCAGCAAAGCCGGUAGCAAUCCAAACCGAGGCUCUAUGUCACAGCUUCGCACACCUUCGAGGUACAAUGCAGCACCGAUUCCAUCGCGGAAUGGGGAAAAGAACUGGUCACUCAGAGCUACCUAUGUCGAGAUCUACAACGAACAAUUACGAGACCUGCUACUACCGGAAAAUAUACCCACACACGAAAGGAGUGCUGUGACGAUCCGCGAAGAUGUAAAGGGCAACAUCAUCCUUACGGGACUUCGACAGGUGGAAAUCAACUCGGUCGAAGAUCUGAUGAACGCGCUCAGUGUCGGAUCCGCCCUCAGGCAAACGGAUGCGACAGCCAUAAAUGCACGGUCGUCGCGAUCACACGCGGUGUUCUCGUUGAAUCUCGUGCAACGGAACAAGAAGUCGACACCAGCUGCUGAGAAGCGAAUGUCGAUGCCUGUGGAGUCCGGAAACGAGACGUUUGUGACGACUGACAGCAAACUACACUUUGUUGAUUUGGCCGGAAGCGAAAGACUCAAAAACACGGGUGCACAGGGUGAACGAGCCAAGGAGGGAAUCUCAAUCAACGCUGGACUUGCUGCCCUGGGCAAGGUUAUAUCACAGUUGUCAUCACGGCAGGCGGGGGCUCACGUGUCGUACCGUGACUCCCGCCUGACAAGGUUGCUUCAGGACUCGCUUGGAGGAAACGCCAUCACUUACAUGAUCGCUUGUGUUACGCCUGCAGAAUUUCAUCUGAGCGAAACGCUAAAUACCGUCCAAUACGCACAAAGAGCCCGAGCGAUCCAGAGUAAGCCGCGGAUCCAGCAGGUGGAGGAGGGUGACAAACAAGCCAUAAUAGACCGCCUCAAAGCGGAAGUGGCGUUUUUGCGCGACCAGAUUCGGAGCUCGGAGCGUAGCGAUGUGGACAGACGCAUCCUUGCCACUGGUGAGAGGUCCGAGCGGCCGGGUGAGCGUGAGGUCGAGCUGCAGAACCAGCUACUGGAUUUCCAGGAAAAUUACAGUAGUCUGAGCCAGCGGCACGCAAAACUGAUUGCUGAGAUGGCCAAGGCUCGCGAAAGCGAACAGGAUCAGCUGGCAUUGGAGGAGAGCCUUGGUGACAGUGCAACGGCACGUCUCAACCGCUCCAACAGUUUCGCACAAGCUGUUGAGCAGGUCGUGCUUGAAUACGAAAAGACGAUACAGUCUCUGGAACAGUCUCUCGCCAGCACUCGUGCAACCUUGGCUAGUACCGAGACAAGCCUGCUGGAGAAGGAAACCAAGUGCGCUUAUGUGGAAACUAUUAGUAACCAGCUACAGCUGCGACUUCAGAAAAUGAUGGACCGCGAGAACAGCACAGAGAGUUAUUUGCACGAGUUGGAAUCCAAACUCGAUGGCCACACCUCUGGCGAGGAGAAGAACGCCGCCAUCGUGAUUGAACUCCGCAAGGAGAUUGCACGCGUUCGUGAGGCUGAAACCACCGCGGAAGAGUACAUUACAACCUUGGAGGAGCGGCUGGCCGAGGCUGACCAAGAUGCGGAGCUGAUGCAGCGUGAGAUUGACCGCCUCGAGCAAGUUAUCGAGCGUCAACGCAGCCUGGGGAAGCUGGAUUCGCUUUUAUACGAACUGGACCAUGUCAAACAGGAAGUUGAGCCAGAGGCAGAGAUAGCGAAUGGCGGCGCUAGCCGUCGCGCUGCUAGCCGCUCCUUCUCAAACCACUCUCGGAGUCAUAGCCACGUGAGCCGCCACAGCCAAAAGGAGGAUGCCAUCCCGGAGGAUGAAGAGGAUCCAUCGGAUCACAAGAUAGGCACCAUACAAGAGGAUGACCGGGAGCGGGCCGCUCACGAGGAAGCUGCCGCUGCUGGUGGCAAGUCAGCCAAGUCAAACGGCCUGGCCGCAUCACCAAUGGACAAGGAGAAUGUGCCUUCCAGUCCCGCACAGACAAGGUUUAUGGCCGAUAAGCUCGAUACUGUCUCACGAGAGCUUGUCGAUCUGCGUGUGGAGCAUGAAGCAACAGUGAACGAUUAUGAGAUGCUGCAAGCCAAGUAUGAAGAGGCUUUGAGGGCCAUGGCAGAGUUGCAGGAUGCUGUGGAUGAGGCUCGGCACCCCCAGCCCCGGGACUCGAUUAUAUCCAUAACAUCGCAGCACACACGGCCUUCGUCUUAUCUCUCUGACGCACGGUCCAGCAUGACCAAGGAUGGAAAGCACUGGUCACGCUCGCUCUCGUCCGAGCUUUCCUCGGCGAUGCAGACCCCGACCUCUGUUGCUGAUGGAUCGGACGCUGAGACGCUCGUACAAAAGCCCACGGACACUCCGUCUGAAAGCAGCAAAUUCCAUGAUGCCUCCGUCCCUAGUCCAGUUGACGUUCCCGCCACUCGUGCUGAUCAAUCCGAUGCUCUACACUCGCGGUCAUCGUCAGACGCGAACCUCAGAGCCGAGCUUGAGCGCCUCCAAGCGUUGGCCGCCGAGAAGGCGGCAGCGGAGCAAAGGCUCGUUGAAAAGUACUCUCAAUUAGAAAAGCAGCACAGCGACGCUCUCGACAUCGUGGAGGAGCUCCGGACCGAAGUGGCCAAGGUUCAGGCCGAAGCUGCCGACCCAUCGUCGCCUCGGACAAGCUCACCUCUGAUUCGCCGCAAGUCUAAUCAGAACGUCAUGAUGGUCGACCGCGCCCACCGCUCCUUCGCCUCUCUUCGUAACAUUGCUACGGAGAACUUCGAAGAUAAUCCCGACGUGAUGCAGAACUUCACCAUCAACCUCGAGGCUGCUAUGCACGAACUUCACACUCGAUCUGAGAGGAUACAGCAGCUUGAGGCCGAUGUCACGGCCGCAAAGAAAGAGAUGGAGACUAAGAUGACCAUCAUUUCCGGCCUGACUCGCGAGAGGUCUAGUUUGAAGAGCUCCCCUAUGGACAUUUCGGUUAUUUCGACUCUGAGGGACCAGCUGGAGAAGAACGAGAAGGAGAGGAAGCAGAUGCAGGAGGCUCACUUGGCCCGCGAGCUCCAGCUGCAGUCCCAACUCGACUCGCUACGUGCCGAGGUUGAGACUGCCAAGACCAAGCGGACGUCGGACGCGACGGAGGUGGCCGACACGGCUUCUUCUCACGAAGGCAAGGUUGCAGAGCUGCAGGCCAACCUGGCCGAAUGGGAGGAGAAACACAGGAAGACUCUAGAGUCGAUGCAGACAACCGAGCAGGAGAUGAGGAAGACUAUCGGGGACCUUGAGGCCCAACUGGCUGCAAUCCCUGCCCCUGAUCCGGCCAAGGAGGAGGAGACUAAGGAGGCAGAGCUCAAGCAGCAAAACCUCGUCACCGCCCUACAGACGGAAAUUGAUGAGUACAAGUCCAUCAUCAGCAACAACGCAGCAAAGGUCGCUGAGCUUGAGCAAGGCCACGCUGCCACAAAGGAGCUACUCGAGCAGGCAUCUAAAUCACGUGAACUGGCAACGGCUGAGUUGGACCUCCAUCAGCAGCUUGUCUCCAAGCUUGAGGCCCAGAUUGAGGAGCAUGAGCAGUCAGUCAAGCAAUAUCAGGAGGAGCUAGCCGCUAUCCAGGACAACCACAUCAAGGAGCUCGAGAGCGUCAAGGCUAUUUCCAAGCAGGAGCAAGACGAAGCCAUUGAGAGACUAACAGCAGAGCACUCCGAGAACGUUAAGGUCCUCGAGAGCGAGCUUACGGAAGCCCGAGAGGACCUGAUGAAGGUCGCAACUCAGGUGGCCUUUGCGCUUGGCCUCGACGUGAGUGUGGAGAAGAUCACAGAUCGCAUUGAGGAUCUCAUCGCGGACCAGAAAGCGCUCUCACAUGAGCAGCAAAAGACUGCCAACCUCGAGAAGACGACCCAGGAGCUUACCACCAUCAACGACACCCUUAUGCGUGAGCUGGAGGCUGUCAAGUCAACACUGGCAGACCUGCUCACCAACCCUGGCGAGCCGUUGACGAGUCCCUACCCUAGCGUGCAUGAACAGCUUUCGGCUGUGAGGAAACGCAUGGGCGAGCUUGAUGCUAAGAACAAAAAGAACUCUCGCUUGGUGGAAGAGCUCGAGGACCAACUCCAGUCCAACUUUGAUCAGGCCCAGAUCGCCACGAACCGUUUCUCCACGCUGCAGACGGAGCAGCAGUCGCGGGUUGAGGAGGCCAAUGCUGCCAGGAUCAAGGUACAAAGCGAGCUUGACACAAUCAAGGAGGAGUACGCAGCACUCCAGGCCAAAUUCGAAGGUGUCAUUCCGAAUGACGUCCAGCGAUCAAACUCGAUCACGUCUGGUCUGCGCAAGAGCGGCUCUGUGGCCUCUUUGCCUUCACCACCGCCUGCCAUUCCCUUGCCACCACUGCCGGGAACUACCAGCAGCUCGCCACCUAAUGUUCCCGGCAUUCCCGCUACACCGACGGGGGCGAGGCCACCAAGCAAAGAUCUUGCCAUCUCGAUGCAAAUUCAACAGGACCAAGAGGCUAGGAUCCGAACCAUUGAGAAGCAUUUGACGGCCGAGAAGCAGCUGACUGCAACGCUCGAAGAAGCUCUGACCGACCUCGAGGACCAGUCCAAGAAGGUCAAGGCCGACUGCGACGCUUGGCGACGCCGCUGCAAUGAGCUCGAAACAGAAAUGAAGGAGCUCAAGGAGAAGCCGCAGCCCGACAACCGAUGGAGCCUGCACCAGGUGGAGGAGGAGCGCCGCAAGAGGCGUGAUGCUGAGCUUGCUAACGCAAGGCUCGAGGAGCGCAUGAAUGCCAUCUCCAAGAAGAACAAGAAGAAGGGCAGCCUCAACUGCUUCUAGGCGCGUGCGGUUGUUGCCGGCCUAGGAGUUUUGUUAGUCAUGGCUUUGGCUCUGAUGGGCGUUGUCGCCAUGGUGAGACCGGACGUUGUGCUGCUUUGUUCGGCUUUUCUUCCGACAUUUUCGGAGUACUUCAGGACCCCGCCCCCGGAGGAUACCUUGCCGUGGUAUCUCUGGGGGCUACGACAGUGUUGAGCUAAUGUUUGUUAAUUUAUUUUACCGCCCGAGACGACUAAGCGGUGCAUCUGGGAGGAACUUUUUUCUUCGCCGUGUCUUUUUAUUGCUCACGCCUUCCAUUCUACAUUUUUCAAUUCAUGAGAUACCUCUUUUACGUGGCUUCUUGUUCUUUUUUAUUUUAUUUGGUUUGGUCACUUUGAACCCCUUUAGCACGCUUGUUAUCUAUCUACCUUUAUGAGCAAAGAAGAAUGCGGGUAUGUCUGCCCCUAGCUUGUGUUUAGGUUUAUAUCCAAAUAACAUAUGGUGAGGAGUUUUUGUUUGCGACAUUUGCUUGACCUGUUAUAAUGAAUACAUGUUUUGAUUUACUGUUUGCCUCAUUCAAAU